AUGAAUUCUAUCUAUGAAUUGGAUCCGAAAUGGCGUAAGUUGCUUAUGUCAAGUAACUUCCUCGGUGGAUUGACUGUCAAUGAGUUCGUGGCAGAGUUGAGUAAAGAUCAUUCGGUUAGGGGUUCUUCACUCAACCAUGACGGUACAACAUUUGAGAAAUUAGAUCCCAAGCCAUACAUUAGAACUUUCGAGUUUAUAUUAAAGGAACUGAAUACUCUGAGCGAAGAAGCAGGUAAUAAGAAACUACAAUUAGCAGAGCAAGUCUCAGCACAGGAAUUGCAACAUUCAAAAAAUGUGGUAGAGCUUCACUCCAAUUUAAACAAUAUGACUAAGAAAUAUGACAAACUGGAUGACCAGCUAACGAAUGUUACUCAAGUGGUAUCACCUUUAGGUGAAAAGAUGGAAAUCGCAAUUAGAAGGAAGAAGGCUUACAUAAAAUCGGUUGAGUUAAUUACUCAGUACAACGCAUUUUAUUCCAUUGGGAAGAGCUCAUACUUGGAAACUUUAAGAAUUUCACCUAAUUGGCAAAAGAAGACCCAGGCGGCUAUUAUGAUGAAAAAUCUGUUGGCACUUGCUUUGAAAGUAGAGACCAGCUCGAUACCAAGAACCGGAGAAGUGGCUUCGACGAUCGAAAAGUAUUCAGAAAUGAUGGAGACAGAACUUUUAGAGAGUUUCAACAAUGCUUAUCGAGACAAUAAUUUUACUAGGCUGAAUGAGAUAGCUCUGAUAUUAAAUCACUUCAAUGGUGGAGUCAACGUGAUUCAAAGUUUUAUCAAUCAACACGCAUAUUUCAUCGAUACUGAUUUGAUUGGCAAAGAUGAAUCAAACCAGGUUCUCUUGGAAGAUGAUUUCAAGGCCAGAUUGACAGACCCUGACGCUCACGGUGUCCUGUACGAGAAAGAUAUGAUCAAUCAUUUGAAUGAUAUCAUUACGGUGGUAAAGAGCGAAUCUAAAGUGGUAAAAAGAGUUUUCGAAAAAAAAGCUUCCACUGUCAUACAACUGUUUGUGCAAAGAAUAUUUGCUCAAAAGAUUGAACCAAAAACUGAUAUAUUGCUGAACAUUUCACUUUCAUUCUCCAAUCUCGCAUAUGUUAGAAUGUUACAUGCUCUAUAUUCCCUACUUGGGCAAUUUGUUGAGGACUUGACCGAGUUCUUCCAGCUAUUGGAGAUUGAUAAGAAUAAUAACCUAUCGAGCACAAUAGAACAAGCCUAUUCGGAUCUCUUCUCAAAAUACGUAUACGACAGAUCAAAAUAUUUUGAUUUGGAAAAGAAGAGCUUGGAAGCGAUCCUAUUUGAAAAAACAUCAGAGUUCAACAUCAAGCAUGACCGAGAAACUCGCUCACGAGCCUUGGCUCAUAGGCUCAAUAAUAGCCUCGAAAGCAGCUCGGAAUUGCAGGAUUUGAGUCAUACAACAAGGAGCAAGAUGAGUCAAUUAAACAAUUUCAUAAGAAGCCAUAUUGAUACCGAUAAAUUAAGUUUGAACCGCAGCAACUCCUUAAAUCGGUCAAACUCCUUCAAUAACAACGUGAAUGGUACAAACUCGGUAAAUCAAGAUCGAGAAGUGAGAAACGAGAUAGAUGAUACUUUUAGUCUCCAGGAUGCCGAUUCCAUGCUUAAAUGCGUCGUUGAAUCCAUCGCAAGGGCAAUGGAACUCGUACCCAAUAAGGCGAAUAGUUACAGUUAUGAACUGCUUGAGGUUAUGCUCAUGGGUAUCAUAAGUUCUUACAUUGAGAGUGCCCUCGAAACUGCUUAUUCGCGGGUCACGAAGUUCGACAUUGGCAAAGCUUCUGAGGUGGAGCUUUCUUGUUUGAAAUACAUCUCAGUAAGCACUGAAAUUCUAAGUCUCACGUCAGCUUCGGUGAAAGCUAUUUUCCUCCCAGUCUUGAGCAACUCACCUUCGGUGAAGAAGAAAAUCAUUGAAACUACAAACAAUCAAAUCAAGAGGUGUGAAUUGCUCAUUAACACAAUUUUGGAAGAACUCACCGAAGUUUUCUUUUCGAGCUUUAAAAAUUGUCUUGCAAAGCAAAAGAAGAAAGAUUUCUAUCCCAAAUCCCAAGAGCUAUUGGAUCACGAUACUCUUCCUGCCGUUGAAAUCAUUUCCAUAUUGAAUUCGCUAUACUCCCAGACCGUUUUAUAUUUGAAAGGUCAAAAUUUACAAUCUUUCCUCAUAAAAAUUGGCACCAGCCUUUACGAUGAAUUACUGGGCCAUUAUGGUAGAUUCCAAGUCAGUUCUGCGGGUGGAAUUAUUGUCACCAAAGACAUAAUCGGAUAUCAGACAGCGAUUGAAGAGUGGCAUAUACCUAUACUAUCUGAAAAGUUCGCAAUACUUCGAGAGAUGGCUAAUCUGUUUACUGUGCAAUCUGAUCUGUUGGACUCGCUGACAAGGGAAGGCCACCUUGCCGAAAUGAACAAAGACAUUAUCUCUGCAUACAUUUCAAAUAGAGAGGAUUACAAUCAUGAAAGGUUCAUGACUGGGGUCAAGCUCAAUCUCAAGCAAUAUACAUAA
Molecule: messenger RNA, 2505 nt
Organism: Torulaspora delbrueckii
Lineage: Eukaryota; Fungi; Ascomycota; Saccharomycetes; Saccharomycetales; Saccharomycetaceae
Gene: SEC10
Product: exocyst subunit SEC10
Exons: 1
Coding region: 1-2505 (834 amino acids)
Biological process (GO): Golgi to plasma membrane transport; exocytosis
Cellular component (GO): exocyst; cytoplasm
Source: RefSeq, a predicted model, not a curated record